Sipha flava (yellow sugarcane aphid) is the source of this 1038-nucleotide messenger RNA. RefSeq names its product craniofacial development protein 2-like. NCBI's taxonomy places the organism in Eukaryota, Metazoa, Arthropoda, Insecta, Hemiptera, Aphididae. Gene Ontology annotation, cellular component: nucleus. Bases 1 to 1038 code for a protein of 345 amino acids. The transcript has a single exon. The record is from RefSeq and is a predicted model, not a curated record. Gene Ontology annotation, molecular function: catalytic activity. Gene Ontology annotation, biological process: chromatin remodeling.
AUGCAGGUGGAGGCCAAAAGGGCUAGUACAGCUGCAUACCAAAUAGCUGUAGGCGAUGAUGGAAGACAUCUCUACGACUACAGUACUGCGAUGUGGAAGGAAACGGGAAACCACCACAUUAACAUCCCUAGUACUUGCAGAAUGAAUUGCCAACUCAAUGUAAAAAAUUCCGGACGUAAAAUAGUCUCCCAUUCGGAUGUCCGGGUGGAGACUACUUUGAGAGAUGCAAAGUGGAGGUACAAAAGAAUUGGUACCUGGAAUGUAAGAUCCCUUGGAAGAUGUGGAAAAUUUGAAAAUCUUAAGCUGGAAAUGAAAAGAUUGAAUAUCGACAUACUUGGAGUAAGUGAAAUAAGAUGGCCCGAAUGUGGUGAUUUUUGGAGCGAUGAAUAUAGAUUUGUUCACACAGGCUCAAGCGAUAGAUACACAGGAGUAGGCUUCCUGAUGAAUAAACAAUGUGGUAAAAACCUUAUGAGCUAUUAUCAAUGUACUGACAGAAUCAUCAUGGUAAAAAUUAACUCCUAUCCAACAAUAACAACGAUUAUCCAAAUAUAUAUGCCAACAACAACGCACGAUGACGAUGAAGUCGAAGAAGUGUAUGACAAAAUAGAUGAAGUUCUAAAGAUGACAAAAGCUGGAGAAAACGUCAUUAUCCUAGGAGAUUGGAAUGCAUCAGUAGGAGAACAGAAUGACGGAUAUAUAGUAGGAAAUUAUGGACUAGGGAAAAGAAAUGAUAGAGGCGAGAGACUCGUACAAUUUUGUACACAACACGAGCUUGUGCUAGCAAACACCCUGUUCAAGAACCAUAAACGAAGAAGGUACACAUGGAAAGCUCCUGGAGAUAUAGCGAGGUACCAAAUUGAUUACAUUAUGACAAAACAAAGAUUUAGAAACCAAAUCAAACAAUGUAAAGCAUAUCCCGGAGCAGAUAUAAAUAGUGACCAUAAUCUCUUAAUCAUGGAAUCAGAACUAAAAUACAAAAACAUUAAAAAGAAAAAUAAUAUUAAGAGAUGGAACCUACAGAAAUUAAAAAAACGAUGA